This is a messenger RNA of Linum tenue, 262 nucleotides long. The record is from the annotation of a GenBank genome assembly. Lineage: Eukaryota; Viridiplantae; Streptophyta; Magnoliopsida; Malpighiales; Linaceae.
CUAUUUUGGAGAAGGAAAAUGGAAGCUCUCAAGAGGUUCUCUUGUGGUGGCUAAAGGCAAGAAGGAAAGUACGCUCUACAUGACAAAUGCAAAGCAUAGCAAGGGAGGAAUCAAUGUUGCUGAGAAAGAUUCUUCUAUUGAGCUUUGGCAUAAGAGACUCGGUCAUUUGAGCGAGAAGGGGCUGCAAAUACUCUCCAAGAAACAACUCUUGCCCGGAGCUAAAGGUACUCUUCUUAAAACUUGUGUUGAUUGCUUAGCCGGA